Messenger RNA from Serpula lacrymans var. lacrymans S7.9, 1078 nucleotides. RefSeq lists its product as uncharacterized. Bases 315 to 935 code for a protein of 206 amino acids. Lineage: Eukaryota; Fungi; Basidiomycota; Agaricomycetes; Boletales; Serpulaceae. The transcript has 2 exons. The record is from RefSeq and is a predicted model, not a curated record.
UAAGCUCACGCCAAUGCGAAAGGCAAUUCAGUCCAUGGAGGAAGUGGAGGAUACAUUCCUAGACAAUGCUCUGACACGAAGACGUUACAGUACCAACGUCGCUCUCCUCAAAUGUGCAGUAUUCUAUUGGACCUACAGUCUAAUGGAGCGGGUUGAACCAAUACGAGUCAGCUCAUUAGCUCAUAGAUAUGAUUUCAAUCCCAAACCUCUGAAGGACCUUUGUUGAUGCCCUAGACAAAAGAUGCGGAGAAAAUUCCACUCAAAUCAGAAUUGACACGAAGGAAGUUCAUGUUACCCAAGUUUCUCCCCUCAAAAUGAGGAAUUCCGCUUCCCCUACAAAGUCACCAUCCAAAUCAGCUCUAAGAGGCCGUACACUCGAACUAACGCCUGCAAAAGCCCUCGCGCAAAAACGCGGCGUUGUGUUCUCGCAGGAAACAUUGAGCGGCCCCGAUGACGAUUUGCAACCAGAAACACCCAGCAAAAGGCGCAGAGUAGAGUCGCCUAUCAAAGCGACCGGACAUACCCCGCACAAACGUUCACAUCUUGUUACACCGACCUCGACCUCGGCUUUUCAUCUCGCGCUGAGCGGGACUAUCCAUCAUGCACCUCCUACGGAAGAACCUUCCCCAUUUCUUUCCACUGUUAACAAAAUCCCUCCUCCAGUUUCCAGUCCCUCUACUCCCCGUCGAACACGGAAACCUCAGUCAACUCCUGCAGAACCCUCAUAUGCGAUGGACGUCGAUGAGCCGGAACAGCAUGCACAGCCUUCACGCAGACGCUUUAGGCCAAUUUUCCUUGACAGUAAACAAUGGUGCAGUCGCGAUCCUAAACUCGAGGCGAUUUGGGCUCGAGCACAAAGGCAUGUGGAAGGCAUGACGAGUUUAUAUGGAAAUCCAUUGCAGAAGUAUGGACAUCAGCAUACAGCGGCAACAUGAUCCAGAUGGCACACUGAUUUGUUGUUUCCGUGUUCGUUGGGAAGAGCUUGAAAGCCUCAGGUGAUGGUCAGGUUGAUACUAUUUUAUCUUGUCGUGUUAUGCUUUGUGCUGGUCGGUCGCAAUCACAAACCUUAUUGCAUCAU